Messenger RNA from Onychomys torridus (southern grasshopper mouse), 558 nucleotides. Its product is annotated as transmembrane protein 45B-like. The transcript is spliced from 4 exons. The record is from RefSeq and is a predicted model, not a curated record. Bases 1 to 558 code for a protein of 185 amino acids. Lineage: Eukaryota; Metazoa; Chordata; Mammalia; Rodentia; Cricetidae.
AUGUACCUCUUCUUUGGUGUCUCCGGACUCAUCGACAUGCUCACCUACCUUUACUUCAACAUUGUGCCCCUGGGAGUAGACAGAGUGAUUUUAGCUAUGGCAGUAUUCAAUGAAGGUUUUCUCUUCUAUUACCACGUUCACAACCGACCUCCACUGGACCAGCACAUCCACUCACUCCUGCUCUUUGGUUUGUUUGGAGCAAGUUUCAGUAUCUUCCUGGAGGUGAUCUUACGGGAUAAUAUUGUGCUGGAGCUUUUCCGAACCAGUCUCCUUAUUCUUCAGGGAACCUGGUUCUGGCAGAUUGGAUUUGUCCUGUUCCCCCCAUUUGGAACACCAGAAUGGGACCAGAAAGACAUGGACAAUGUCAUGUUUAUUACCAUGUGCUUCUGCUGGCACUAUCUGGUUGCCCUUUGCAUCACAGCCAUCAACUACUCUCUUGUUUACUGCUUUCUGAGUCGGGUGAAGAGACAUGCAGAAGGAGAAAUCAUCGGGAUUCAGAAGCUCAAAUCUGACCACACUUACCAGUCAGCCCUUUUGAGUGGCUCGGAUGAGGAGUGA